AUGAAGCUCAUCCUCUCCACCUCGAAUAUCAUGACCGCCGGCGGAUCCUCCGUCAUCCGACACCCGACGACGGCCAAAUCGAACGUCGAACUGAUCCACGCGCUGCGGUCGAACUUCCAAGCGUCGCAGCAAUUAUCGUCGUCGGAGGCGGGGAGCGGGGCAACGUAUCCGGCCUGGACACGCAUGGAAGACGGCGCGCUGUACAUCCCCGCGAUCGACUUUUCGCAGCCGGGGCUGGCGGAGGAGCGCGCCCAAUACGACAUUACAGUAAAACUAUUCUAUCUGCCCGGGAUCCCGGCGUCGCGACGCUGCGCGCACACCCGGGAGGCGAUCGACCUCGUCCUGAAGGAGCUACACGCGGACUCGAUCGACCUGCUCAUCGUGUCGUUCCCGGGCAUCCUGUUCGACGCCGAGGACGACAGCGAGGAGGAGGUGUCGUCGGAGAACGGCAGCGAGGAGCCGGACGAUUUCGACAGUAUCAUACAGACGUGGAAGACGCUGGAGGGGCUGCAGGAAAAGGGCUUGAUUUCUCAACUGGGGGUCGCCGAGUUUGGCAGCGAGCGGCUCGCCCGGUUCCUCCCGCAUACGAAAGUGAAGCCAUCGGUGGAUCAGAUUAACCUCAAGGACUGCUGCGUCGUCCCGAAAUCCUUGAUUCUCUAUGCGAAACAGGAAAACAUCCAACUGCUCACCCACAAUGACUGCAUGGACAUCCUCCCCAGCGGCACCACCCGUGAACUCCUGGGCCCCGGCGACAAGGGCGCGGGCAUCCUCGCCUCUGCGCCUGAUGCCGACGACGGAAUCCAAGGCGACGUCGAGCCGCAGUGGGUGGUGAAGUAUACGGCCGUGGUGAAGGAUCGGGGAGUGGUCGAGAACAAGGGAUAUUUUGCGCUGGCAGAUCUUCUUCAGCACCACAUUCGCCCCCUUGUAGCUCGCCCCGUACCCCUCCAGCACGGCAUCAAAGAACCGCUCCGUGCGCGGAUGCGUGCUCCCAAACGCCCGCUCCAGCACAUACAGAUCCACCGCGCGGUCCUCCGUCUGCGCGCUCUGGCUCGCCAGCCCAAAAUCAAUCGGCACCACGUCGCCGUCCAUGGACGGGUGCUCCCCCUCCUCAUCCACCGGCGGGGCAGCCCCCCACGGCCGCAAGAUGAGGUUACUCGUGGUAAGAUCACCAUGCACAACGCCAGCCCUGUGCAGCGCGCCGAUCGUCCCGCCAAUGCGCCCCAUCAACGCGCGCACCGCGUCCUCCUCCGCCGCAAGCUCCGCGGCCCCCAUCCCCGCCUCGCGCGCCUUCAUCCACGCCUCCCACUUCUCAAACACAACCCGCACAACCAGCCCGUCAAUCCACUCCAUCAGCAGCCAUGCUCCGCCCGAGUUUUCGUUUGGAGUAUUGGUUUGGCCCUCCCAGUCCAGCGCCAGCACCGCGGGGACGCUGACGCCCUCGCGGACGAGCUUGGCCAGACACCGCGCUUCCUGGAGGAUGCGCUGGCGCGUCAGACGGCGGUCGAGGAUGGGGUGGCGGUAGGGCUUGGAGGGGCGGAUUUUGAGCGCGGCCGGGGUCGACGGGGUCAGCGUCGCGUACCCAAGCUCAACCUGCAUUGA
Messenger RNA from Aspergillus terreus NIH2624, 1599 nucleotides. Its product is annotated as putative gamma-cysteine synthetase regulatory subunit. The transcript has 4 exons. Lineage: Eukaryota; Fungi; Ascomycota; Eurotiomycetes; Eurotiales; Aspergillaceae. The record is from RefSeq and is a predicted model, not a curated record. The coding region runs from base 1 to 1599 and encodes 532 amino acids. Gene Ontology annotation, biological process: glutathione biosynthetic process. Gene Ontology annotation, molecular function: enzyme regulator activity; glutamate-cysteine ligase catalytic subunit binding. Gene Ontology annotation, cellular component: glutamate-cysteine ligase complex.